GUUGUAUCGUUCCCUGGCUAUCAGCAGACGACGACGACGACGACAGAUCAUCAACACCAAUCAUUGGACGGAAUCUUAUAAUUGCAAAUUUGUAGCCGAUCGGGUUCUCUCUCUCUCUCUCUCUCUCUCUCUCUCUCAAUAAACUAUUAUGUCCCUGACCAAAUUCCAGACUAAAAAAUCCCAUUCAACAUCAGAAUUUCUUUCAUUUCCCCCAUUUCAACGAAAAGCAUAAAUAUAAAUAACAGUACUGGAGGCAGCCAGCAGCAGCCAAGAGAUGACAAGAGCUCCUCCUCCUCCUCCUCUACUGCUCCUCCUCCUCUUGACUCUAUCUUGUUCCUUCUUCGCCUGCGAUGCCAAGAGAGCUGGAGCAGACCAUGGAGGAGGAAUCACGGAGGAGAUCACGAUGAAGCUGAACAAGAAGAGGGCUCCUCCCUCGACCCAGGAAGCUGCUGCCAGAGGUGUCCUCCACAGACUCCUCCCUUCUCAUCUCUCCAGCUUCCAAUUCCAAGUCCAGCAGGAUGAUGCCUGUGGUGGAGCUGGAUGCUUUCGGAUUACUAAUGUUGACCGUGGAGGACCAGAGAUCAUGAUUCAAGGGACCACGGGCGUUGAGGUGGUGGCUGGCCUCCACUGGUACUUGAAGUACUGGUGUGGUGCUCAUAUUUCUUGGGACAAGACGGGUGGGUCUCAGCUGGGUUCAGUGCCUACACCGGGUUCGUUGCCACGUGUCGACCCUCAAGGGGUUACUGUGAAGCGGCCUGUUCCGUGGAACUAUUAUCAGAAUGUCGUGACUUCUAGCUAUUCUUAUGUCUGGUGGAACUGGGAAAGAUGGGAGAAAGAGGUUGACUGGAUGGCACUACAAGGAGUUAACUUGCCUUUGGCAUUUACUGGGCAAGAGGCCAUUUGGCAAAAAGUUUUUAAGGAUUUUAACAUUAGCAGCGAGAGUCUGGCUAAUUUUUUUGGUGGACCUGCAUUCCUUGCUUGGGCCCGCAUGGGAAAUUUGCAUGCGUGGGGUGGGCCUCUUUCACAAAUUUGGUUGGAUCAACAACUAGCCUUACAAAAACUCAUAUUAUCUCGUAUGAUGGAGCUCGGAAUGACUCCUGUGCUACCAUCUUUCUCUGGGAAUGUUCCAGCUGCAUUUAAGAAAAUAUAUCCCUCAGCCAACAUAACCCGACUUGGUGAUUGGAACACAGUAAAUGGUAAUCCACGGUGGUGUUGUACAUUUCUUCUUGAUCCAGCUGAUCCUUUAUUUGUUAAACUCGGCGAGGCAUUUAUCAAGCAGCAGAUAAAAGAAUAUGGAGACGUAACUGACAUCUACAAUUGUGACACAUUCAAUGAAAAUGAACCACCCACUGAUGACCCUUUAUAUAUCUCAUCGCUUGGGGCUGCUGUUUACAAGGCCAUGUCCAAAGGUGAUGCUGACGCCAUCUGGUUAAUGCAGGGUUGGCUUUUCUCAUCAGACUCUGCUUUCUGGAAGCCACCUCAAUUGAGAGCAAUUCUUCAUUCAGUUCCUAUUGGAAAGAUGAUAGUGCUUGACUUAUUUGCUGAAGUCAAACCAAUUUGGAAAAGCUCUUCACACUUCUAUGGUGUUCCAUAUGUUUGGUGCAUGUUACACAACUUUGGUGGAAACAUUGAAAUGUAUGGCAUACUAGAUGCAAUUUCAUCUGGUCCCAUUGAAGCACAUCGUAGCAAGAAUUCGACUAUGAUUGGUGUUGGCAUGUGCAUGGAAGGAAUUGAGCAGAACCCAGUUGUAUAUGAACUUAUGUCUGAAAUGGCAUUUCGGAGUGAAAAAGUGCAACUUGAGGAAUGGUUGAAAAGCUACUCUUAUAGACGUUAUGGUCGAGGAAUUUACUAUAUGAAGGAAGCAUGGAAAAUUUUGUAUCACACAAUUUACAACUGUACAGAUGGAAUAGCGGACCAUAAUAAGGACUUCAUUGUCGAGCUUCCAGAUUCUGGCCCAUUUUCUAAGGACCCUCACAUUUCAAAUGAAGGCUAUCCACAGAAGAUGAUUACACAGGAAAAUAACCAUAGAUUCUCCUUCAGGGAGACCCACACUAAUUUUCCUGUGCCACAUUUAUGGUAUUCGACUAAAGAAGUUAUAAAUGCUUUAAAGUUGUUCCUUCAUGUAGGAAAUGAUCUACGAGGAAGUCUCACAUUUAGGUAUGACCUGGUAGACCUCAUGAGGCAAGUGCUUGCAAAAUUAGCAAACCAAGUUUAUUAUGAUGUGAUGUCCGCAUAUGAUGCAAAUGAUGCCAAUGGAUUGAUUCUUCAAAGCCAAAAGUUCCUCAAACUAAUUGAAGAUAUUGACACACUUUUGGCUUCUGACGACAAUUUUCUGCUUGGAACGUGGUUGGAAAGUGCGAAGAAACUAGCAGCAAGCCAGGAAGAGCAAAAACAGUAUGAAUGGAAUGCUAGAACACAAGUGACCAUGUGGUAUGAUACCACGAGGACCAACCAAAGUAAACUACACGACUACGCCAACAAAUAUUGGAGCGGGCUUUUGAAGGAAUACUACCUACCAAGAGCUUCAGCAUAUUUCAAGUAUUUGUCAGUAAGUUUGAAAGGCAACAUAAAUUUCCCAUUGGAGAGUUGGAGAGAAGAAUGGAUAACCUAUUCAAAAAAGUGGCAAGCAGGUAGUGAGCUAUACAAAGUGAAAGCUGAAGGUGAUGCUCUUGCCAUUUCAAAAGCGCUGUUCAGUAAAUACUUGAGUUGAAAAGCUAUCAAAGGUGAUAAGCUCAGGAGAGAAGAAAAAAGGGGACAAGGGGGAAAGAAAAACCAAAGCAGAAGACGGCAACAAACAGCCGGUGGUUUUGAUGUGCAGUAUCGACUGAACAAAAAUGAGUUAGUUUUCUUUUGCCCCUCAUUGGAAAAUAUCAAUGAUGCUGAUCCUAAAGGAUUCCCUAAUAAUAUAUACCCACUGUACGUGAAAAAAAUGAUGUAAAACAUGAUAUCAGUUAUUAAUCAGAUGACCCAAAACAUAUCCUUGGCAAACUUGUAGAUUAUUCAAAGUGACUUUGCUUUAAUAAAGAGGAGUGCAUCAAGAAUUUCUCUUAUUUUU
Molecule: messenger RNA, 3055 nt
Organism: Asparagus officinalis (garden asparagus)
Lineage: Eukaryota; Viridiplantae; Streptophyta; Magnoliopsida; Asparagales; Asparagaceae
Product: alpha-N-acetylglucosaminidase
Exons: 19
Coding region: 275-2710 (811 amino acids)
Source: RefSeq, a predicted model, not a curated record